AGUGACUAUUUUAAUGUUGGAUUAUUUUUCUCAAGAUUAAAAUUUUUUAGACUCUGUCCAUGGGAGUGUGACAGAUUUAAGACUUGAAUUUAUAUAUAUAUUUUUAGUAAAGUUUAGUACAAAAGUGCAUUGAAAUUUUUUCAGAAAAUACAAAUUUAAAUUUAGACCUCAGAAUUCAUUUUGUUAAACACUAUUAAUAUAUUUCAAAAAUCACUUUGAUUUUUUCUAAAAUUUUAAGAAUCUUUUGUGAGAUUUAUAACAAAAGAUGCGUGCGAAUUUCUAAUUUACUUUUUGAGCAGAAGUUUAAAUAUUUUUGGUGAAUCAAAGUGGAGACUUAUAAUAUUUUUAAAAUCUCAUAAAUGUGUUCUUGCCAAACAAUCAGUGUUUUUGCUCAAACGAAUAAUAAAAAUUCUGUACCAAGUCCCAAGUAGCGCCUUAAGCCUGACGCCCCAUUGAGGGUGUGGACUCUAAACCCGCGACUAGUCCAUUGUCUCAGCCUUGUGCACCUUCAACGCAAACAUGGAAGGAAUGGAGCAAUGGAGAGAUCAAUUUCAGCAAUUUCUGAAGGAAGCGCAGCAGAUGAUCGAUCAAAUACCGCCAACCCAGCUCUACACUGCUAUUGCUGUUCUACUCCUCACUCUUGUUCUUGCUUCGACAAUACGAUUAUUCAAGCGCAAGAAAUCUAAUACCAUUGUUCUUGCGGGGUUAAGUGGUGGUGGAAAAACUAUUCUUUUCUACCAGCUUCGAGAUGGUUCUUCCCAUCAAGGAACUGUAACUUCAAUGGAGCCAAAUGAGGGUACAUUUGUUCUGCAUUCUGAGAUGAACAAGAAGGAUAAACUGAAGCCUGUCCAUUUAGUUGAUGUUCCUGGGCAUUCUCGUCUUCGUCCUAAACUUGAUGAAUACUUACCCCAGGCAGCUGGCCUUGUUUUUGUGGUGGAUGCUUUAGAGUUUUUACCAAACUGCCGUGCAGCUGCCGAGUACCUGUAUGAUAUCCUGACCAAGGCCAGCAUUGUGAAGAAGAAAAUUCCUGUGCUCAUACUCUGCAACAAAACUGAUAAAGUGACUGCACACACCAAGGAAUUCAUCCGGAAACAACUGGAGAAGGAAAUUGACAAGCUGCGGGCGUCAAGAACUGCCAUAUCAGAAGCUGAUAUUGCUAAUGAAUUUACGCUUGGUGUAAAUGGGGAAGCCUUUGCAUUCUCCCAGUGCCAAAACAAAGUGACUGUUGCAGAGGCUUCUGGACUAACAGGGGAGACAGCUCAGGUUGAGCAGUUCAUCAGAGAGCAUGUAAAGCCUUAAAAAGGCUACUCCCACAGCUUCUUUCAAUUCUGGUGUUUGGAGGGCAUGAAGAUUAGCUGCUCCUGGGUUUCGAUGCAUGUUUCAAGCUGAUUUUACUUGCUACUCCUAGGUUGUACGUUCUGCUUCCACCAAACCAAAACAAAACGAAAAUAUUAUCAUCUACCAUGGUUGUUGAACGGCAGAAUUUUGAUCAGUUUGUCAUUUGAUAGAAUUCUUAGCUGCCCAAGAUUUAAGGGGAAACCAAAAUGAAAGAUGUUUGGAAAUCCAUAUAAAGAUUUGAGUCGUUGCAAAUC
Messenger RNA from Malania oleifera, 1592 nucleotides. RefSeq lists its product as uncharacterized. Gene Ontology annotation, cellular component: signal recognition particle receptor complex. Gene Ontology annotation, biological process: protein targeting to ER. Lineage: Eukaryota; Viridiplantae; Streptophyta; Magnoliopsida; Santalales; Ximeniaceae. The record is from RefSeq and is a predicted model, not a curated record. The coding region runs from base 520 to 1299 and encodes 259 amino acids. The transcript is spliced from 6 exons.